UGUGGAUGUCGCUCGCUCAUUGAUAUAGCGUCUGUUACCACCAGUCAUUUAUCUGCGUUGAAGAUUUACGACACGACCCGACUUUGUUGGUUAAGCUGCUCUUUACCUUAACCCCUUACACGUGUAGCAUCCAUAUGGCUAUCUAAUACGCGGUCGAACAUCAAGAUGGCGACAGCCGCGAAUCGAGUGUCGGGUUCAUUCCUGAGCACUGAUUUGAAAGAAUCAGAUCCAUUCGUUUCGCCGCUCCCCGAUUCGCGACGACACCGCUACUCCGGCUUCGACAACCAAUAUAUGUCCCUGUACUCCACCGGAUCUCCAUCGCAAGCCAAGAAGGCUCUCGAAGCGCACCUUGCCGAAACCGAACGGCGGAUACAAGAAGCGUCGCAGCUCGGCUCCGUGCUUGCGAGCCAAAAAGAUGAGCUGGCAGAUCAGCUCAAGGAGGUCGGCAAAUAUCAAGCGGAAUCCGAAAUUGGGCCGGAUUUGAAGCAGAAGCUCAUUGAGUUGGAACGAGAAUACAACGAGGUUGGAAAAGAAACGGCGAGGGCAUUUAUCCCGCGAUCGCGCGUCCCGAGCAAUGAAUCUGCCACGGAUGGGUCCUCAACGCUCUACUCCGCCGAAGCUCAACAUUCUCCCUCUAAGAUCCACGCUCCACUCUCGCGAAAGCAACGGAACCAGGGCCCAAGUCGAGUAAAUGAUAUCCAGCUUGCGACAGAGAUCAGCAGCUCCUUGUUAAAUCAAGUUCGCGAGCUUCAAGCAGCGUAUGCUGAGAAAGAUGACGCUCUCAAAUCUGCCGUGGGCGAAAGGAGCCAGCUCGAACUUGAACGAGAUAGUCUGCUGCAACGUGUGCGUAAUUUGGACGAAAGCGAGCAGCGGUAUAAGGAUGAGAACUGGAGCCUCGAAACCCAAUUGCACGAGCACAUGGCGGCGCAAAAAGAGGCGGCAGACAAGGAGCAGAAAUUGAACCAAGGUCUGAACAUUGCUAGAUCGGAGCGCACGGCGAUCGAAAGGGAACUCGAGGAACUGAAGCAGGUCAAUGGAAAGCUGUCCGACGAUCUUACUACCACCAAGCGCCAGAAUGAAUCAGAGCUGUCCGGUCUACGACGAAAUGUCGAUCUUGUCGAAUCAGACAGAGGCCUGCUUCAGCGCAAGAUUGACGAGCUCACGUCCCAAAAUCAAGAGCUUGCCAAGGCCAUGGCGUAUCGUCUUCGACAAGACCAAGCUGAGUCAGAGAACCCUGCACUGGAAGAGAAUGAAGAACUCGCCCCUGGCCGAAUCACGCCCGAUCACUCUCCUCCGCCGUCUCCGACGAAGGCAACUCCUAGACAUGGCCACCUGGAGAGCGAAACGCUCAAGAGCUCCCUCAAUCACGCGUACCGCAUGAUCCAGAAUCUCAAGAACAACAUCCACCGGGAGAAGACCGAAAAGAUUGAGCUGAAGCGCAUGCUCCAGGAUGCACGAGACGAGCUUGAGGUCCGCAGGGGCGAUAAUGGCGUCAAUAGCACCGGCAAGAAGCGCAAGCCCGCUGUGGAUGCGUUCAAGAAACCCGCUCGGCCUGAUCGACUUGGACUUCCAAGGGGCACUCGCGAAGAGAUUCUCAUGGAUGACCCUGAUUGGGAAGAGCACGACGGCCAAGAAUCUCCGACCCGACCAGGAAAAUCCAUCGCGAAACAGUCCGCUAGUGAGGACUCCACGGAUCACUUCGAGACCGCGACCGAACACUCCGAAGCCUUCGAGACCGCCAAUGAGCGCGAGGGCACCGAAACGGAGGCAUUCCAGACCGGCGUCGAGACCUUGGACGGCGCUAGCUCCGAUGACCUGACCGAAACCGAGACGACGGGAACUGGACUGGCAGCUUUUACUCGCAAUCGAAAAAUCACUCCGCUCCUGACAACGAAGGCUGGCACCCGUUCCUCAUUCCUCAGCACGGCCUCCACCUCUGGCGACGAAUUCGACGACACGGCUUUGAAGACUCCAGUGCAGAGCCAGCAACGGUAUCGCCUCAAGAUGAACCGACCCAGUCUCCGGAAAUCCCGAGAGAGCUUCGCCACCAUUCGCGAUUCUCCCGCAUACCGCGAUUCUCCUGCCAGCGUUGCAAGUACGCAGAGCGCGCAAAGUCAACCCGGACAGAACCUGCUCGCCGAACUAGGCAACCUAAGCGACGAAGAUAGCGAUGAUCUCGAGCUGGACGACACGCCGAGCCGUUCGGUCCUACGCACCCCAUCCACCGGAUCGCAUGGAACGCAGAGGCGAAAGAUGGUUGAUUCCGCGUCGUCUACAGAGCCGGCAAGAUCUAUCGAGAUGGCGGAUACAGCGAUCAUGACGGAACCCUUGGAGCAAAAGCCGGAGCCCGAACCUGUCAAACUGGAAUUCGUCCCGCUGGUCGCCGUCGACUCGUCCCCUAUUGAGGUGGAGAUCGCGCCGGUGAAGGUACCGCAGUUCACCUCGACGAGUAUCCAAUCGGUCGAUACGAAGCCUAUCGAGCCAGAGGUCAUACCUAUGCAUGUGCCAAAACUCACGUCCACAAUUAUCCGAUCGGUUGACACGGCGCCUAUAGAGCCAGAGGUCAUGGCUGUGUAUGUACCGAAGCUCACCUCGACGACUAUCCAAUCAGUCGACACGACGCCUGUUGAGCCGGAGAUCGCACCUGUGCAUGUGCCGAAGUUCGCGUCCACGGGUCUUCUAUCCGUUGACACGACGCCGAUCGAGCCGGAUGUCGCGCCAGUGGAUGCGCCGAAGCUCAUCGCAACGGCCACCCCACCGGUCGAAACGAAGACUGUUGAGUCCGAGUUUCCGCCUGUGGAAUUACCGAAACUCUCCUCGACACUAAUCCAGUCUGUCGAUACGGAGCCUAUUGAGCCGCAGAUCACACCUGUGGAGGUACCGGCAUUCACCUCGACGACCAUCCAAUCGAUCGACACAAAACCUGUUGAGCCCGUCAUCCCAGCUCCUCCUCCCCAGAAGUUUAGCUUCUCUUUUCUGUCUACUCUCGGUACAUCUCCGAUCGAGUUUCCUGCUCCCCCGAAACCUGUCCUGCCUCCCUUUAGCGUUUCAUCCCUUGUUUCUCAAGGCACCCAUCCCGAGCCAUUCGUGCUGCCUACUCCGCCGAUUGUCCGACCUGUAACUCCGGAGCUACCUCCCCUCUCAUCUGUCUCGGCGAUCUUUUCGCAGGAGGUCGAGCCUGUUGAGCCACCGCGUCCUUCUACUGCCAGGCGGAUAACGACGGUUGAUUCGGCAGUUAACACGGAAGAUAAGCGUCCCGCCGAAGAUAGGGCUAUUGGCGACGGCUUGUCAAAGUCUUCAGGCGGAUUCGUAUCGUUAUUCGGACGUAGCCGUGGUCCUGUUGAUGCAGAACCUCAGAUCAUUGAAGAUGAGACAAGCCAACCCCCGAGGGUGAUAGACGAGAACACGGACCCUGACGAGACGGGCAGUAGCCCGCGGAAUGGACGGAAACCAUUCCAGGCUAUCGACCCUAACGCCGGGCUGGCAGAGCGCGGCUCAAGCAACGAGGCGGUAUCGAAACCAUUGCGCGUGAAGGUCGCUGAUGAAUCGACGCAGACUCAAGUCUCUUCGGCGGAUAUCGACCAAAUGAUGGCGGCGAAGAACAUGGCUAUCAACACAAGUCGUACAUCGCCGAAUAAGGGAGCGCCGUCGCCCACAAUCGCUGUCUUUGGGAACGUGAGUCCCCGGAAAGGACGCGACGCCGGCGAAGGCACGGCGAUUCGAUCCAGCCGCCGACCUGGUAGUGCAGGAAGCGUGCGGAGUCGACAAGCGUCACCACCUCCCCUUCCGUCCGAUCAUAAGGAGGCGAUUGCAGCCGCUGCUCAGCGUGCGUCUACAGUGAAUCCUACCCCGGCUGCUACUCCAGGUCUUAUGGGCCCGCCGAUGAUGCCUGCUUCAGCAUACAAGGUUCCUCAACUGCGGCCGCGAACUCCAAGCAUCGGUCAGCAACCACCAGGGUCAAGAGGCGGAACUACUCCACGACCAGCGGCGCAAAGCAUCCGAAGCGGGGUUUCCUCCCCCGUCACUACUCGACGCUCCUCAGUAUCCUCGUUUGCGUCCGAGCUGGACCAACGGUUCAAUAUCCAACGAACUGCUAUGGGCGUGGCUCAGGACAUGAUGGACGCGCAGACCGAUCCGCGCAUGAUCCAAGCCAUCACGCAGACCAUGAUCGGAGAAUAUCUGUGGAAAUACACCCGUAAGGCCGGCAGUGCGAACAUGUCCGAGAAUCGCCACCGUCGCUUCUUCUGGGUUCAUCCGUACACUCGGACGCUCUACUGGAGCGAGCAGGAUCCCGCGAGCGCAGGACGUACCCAACUCAAAGCCAAGAGCGUCGCGAUCGAGGCGGUCCGCGUAGUGACCGACGACAAUCCGCUGCCCCCGGGUCUGCAUCGCAAGAGCUUAGUUGUGAUCACACCUGGCCGCAGCAUCAAAUUCACCGCUCCAACCAGCCAACGGCACGAGACUUGGUUCAACGCGCUUUCCUAUCUGCUCCUCCGCACAGGCAGCGAGCGCACAGAUGAAGAAGCGAACCUCACCGCCGAAGACGUCGAUGAGUUCAACCCCACCACCUACGGCCGCAGCAGCUCCCGCGCGACCGGCCGAUCGCGCGCCUCGUUAUCCUCGUACAACAGUCGGACGACCAUGACCUCCUCUCCGCAACUCGGAAGCGUCACGCUCAAAGCGCGACAUCCCCCGGGACAGGCCAGCCGCGUGGCGAAGACCCCUUCCUCCUCGAGUCGUUUCAGCACAAUCGGCACCAUGCUGCGCAACCCGGCAUCGCUCCGAGGGUCGUUCUCCAGUAGGCACAGUCGAGCCGCCCUGCCUGAGGAGUCGAUUUACGAUGCCAGCGUGAUGCAUGAUAGCAUGGAGGACCUGCGGCAGGUGAUUGAGAAGCAGGAACGGGACGCUGAUCGGCUGGAGAACGUGCGCGCUUGUUGUGACGGUAAACAUGAUGUCGGCUCCUUGUCUCGGGCGUCGCGCCCCAACAGCUUUGCAAGCCGUGCCAGUCGCCGCUCGGGAUCGAAUCAUGCUCAUCAUCAUCAUUCCCGGUCGGUUCCACCGGCGGUGGAAAAAUCAGCACAAGCAAGCGCUUAAUCGCAGCCGUCAUUUUCUUUUGGUUUUCCCUCUCUUCUGUUUACCAACUUUCGCACGCGGUCGAAUUUGAUCAUCUGGAUUCUGGACCCUCACUUUGGCAGUCGGCGACCAGCGCAUCCGAUGAUUUUCUUUUCUUACCAAAAUCUGUAGCACCGGCCACAGUCGCCGUGCAUCCAUUCG
This is a messenger RNA of Eremomyces bilateralis CBS 781.70, 5274 nucleotides long. RefSeq lists its product as uncharacterized. Lineage: Eukaryota; Fungi; Ascomycota; Dothideomycetes; Eremomycetales; Eremomycetaceae. Gene Ontology annotation, cellular component: cell cortex; mitochondrion. The record is from RefSeq and is a predicted model, not a curated record. The transcript is spliced from 2 exons. Gene Ontology annotation, molecular function: tubulin binding; phospholipid binding. Bases 166 to 5094 code for a protein of 1642 amino acids. Gene Ontology annotation, biological process: dynein-driven meiotic oscillatory nuclear movement; maintenance of protein location in cell cortex; microtubule cytoskeleton organization.